AUGCUUCCCUUCCGAAAAUUCUAUGGUUUUGAGAGCUGGUUAGACUCUGAUGUUCCCACUUCGUUCAUAAAAAACGCUGUCCAAUUAGACUGUGGAAGAUCCAAGACUGAGAGAAAAUCAACAGAAGCAUGCAAAAGUCACAGGGAAGCCGAGAGGAGACGCCGGCAGCGAAUCAACGCUCACCUCUCCACCUUGCGUUCUCUGCUCCCCAACGCUGCCAAGUCAGACAAGGCCUCGUUGCUGGCGGAAGUGGUUCAGCACGUGAAAUGGUUGAAGAAGCAAGCGGAUGACGUGGCAUGCGGAGACUCAGCGUCGUCAAGCAGCGGCCAACCAGGUUCGGUUCGGCCUGAACCGCGGCCGUUUCCUGGGGAGUGUGACGAGGCGACGCUGAGUUAUUGGGACGGUGAUGAUGGGGAAGCGAGAAGGAUGAAAGUGACGCUAUGUUGCGAGGACCGGCCCGGUCUCAACCGGGAUUUGAGUCGGGCAAUCGGGUCGGUUCGGGCCAAGGCAGUUCGGGCUGAGAUGAUGACGGUUGGGGGAAGGAGCAAAAGUGUUGUGGUGAUAGAGUGGCCUGAAGCUGAUGGUGAAGGAAGAGAGGAGGUGGAGGAAGGGGAGGUUCGGGCGUUGGAACGGGCUUUGAAGGCUGUGAUAGAGAAUCGGGCUUUUGUGGGCUUUGGAAUGGGCCCGGUGGUGUUGGGCCAGAAGCGAGGGAGGGAUUGUUAUGGUUCUCCUAGCAGUGAGGUUGACUCUGCCUUCUUGCUCAAGAAUGGGGACUUCUGCUAA
Abrus precatorius (Indian licorice) is the source of this 783-nucleotide messenger RNA. RefSeq names its product transcription factor bHLH30-like. The transcript is spliced from 2 exons. The record is from RefSeq and is a predicted model, not a curated record. Gene Ontology annotation, biological process: regulation of DNA-templated transcription. Gene Ontology annotation, molecular function: DNA-binding transcription factor activity; protein dimerization activity. Bases 1 to 783 code for a protein of 260 amino acids. Lineage: Eukaryota; Viridiplantae; Streptophyta; Magnoliopsida; Fabales; Fabaceae.